This is a messenger RNA of Eurytemora carolleeae, 1667 nucleotides long. RefSeq names its product RE1-silencing transcription factor. The coding region runs from base 620 to 1543 and encodes 307 amino acids. Gene Ontology annotation, biological process: regulation of transcription by RNA polymerase II. Gene Ontology annotation, molecular function: DNA-binding transcription factor activity; RNA polymerase II cis-regulatory region sequence-specific DNA binding. The record is from RefSeq and is a predicted model, not a curated record. NCBI's taxonomy places the organism in Eukaryota, Metazoa, Arthropoda, Copepoda, Calanoida, Temoridae. The transcript has a single exon.
ACAGAGAGAAGACAGUUCUAUCCGCGGCGCUCGGCCCCCUAGCCUGUCCAAGCCGCAGCGAGCGGCAAAGCAAGUGUCUAAACCUAACCUAACCAACCCUAAAAUAUAUACUAAUCUCGCUUAUAUUAUAAUUUAUUGCGGCAAUUGUGAGUUGUAGAGUUUGGCAGCCACCUGAUCGAUAAAUAAUCCAUUAAAAGACGACAUCUGAACGAUGAUAAAUCUAUUUUCAAAAAAUCCGACCUACAAAAUUAUUGCAAUCCGACCUAUAGGCCCUAUAGAGAGCGCACAAAAGGAGUGCAUCCGACCUUUAAACUGUGCAACACUUAAGAGCAGUCGUAAAGGUCGGAUAUUGCAGUCAUAAUCAGAAAGUAAUUGUUGUUCUGAAGAAUUCGGUUGGAUUUUGCGUAUAGACGCGUUUCGGUAUAUGGGUCUGUCCUUGUGUUGAAAGUUGAAAGUAAACACGAAGGUUUAAAAUACAAUUGUUCUCUAUGUGAGUUUGCUGCAACUUCAGUAAAAAGUCUAAAGAUUCCAUACUUAAAGUAAACAUGUGGGAGUAAGAUAUCCUUGUCCAAGCUGUGAAUAUGUUGCAACUGCAGUGGGUGUCUUGAACAGGCACGUUAUGAGUAAGCACGAGGGGGUGAGAUAUCCUUGUCCUCACUGUGAAUACGCUGCAACUAGAGCUAGUGUCCUGAAGAUUCACAUUGAAAAUAAGCACGAGGGGGUACGUUCUUGUCCUCACUGUGAAUAUACUGCUACUAGAGCAAGUGUCCUAAAGAUUCACGUUGAAAAUAAACAUGAAGGAGUGAGAUAUCCUUGCACUGAUUGUGAGUAUGCUGCGAAAACCGUGGGUUCACUGAAGAUUCACGUUGAAAAUAAACACGAAGGACGGAGAUAUUUUUGUUCUCAAUGUGAGUUUGUUACCACUACAGUAGGUAAUUUAAAGAUACAUUUUGUAAAUAAACACGAAGGAGUUAAAUAUGCAUGUCUUAAAUGUGAGUAUACUGCAACUACAUCCAGAAAUCUAAAGAUUCAUGUGGAAAGUAAACACGAAGGAGUAAGAUAUCCCUGUACUCUAUGUGAGUAUGUUGCAACUACAGUGAGCAAUCUAAAGAUUCAUACUGAAAGUAAACAUGAAGGGGUAAGAUAUCCUUGUUCUCUAUGUGAGUAUGCUGGAACUACAGUGAGAAGUCUAAAGAUUCAUGUGGAAAGUAAACACGAAGGAGUUAGAUAUCCUUGUUCUCUAUGUGAGUAUGUUGCAACUAAAGUGGGAAAUCUAAAGAUUCAUACUGAAAGCAAACAUGAAGGAGUUAGAUAUCCUUGUUCUCUAUGUGAGUAUGUUGCAACUGAAGUGGGAAAUCUAAAGAUUCAUACUGAAAGCAAACAUGAAGGAGUUAGAUAUCCUUGUUCUCUAUGUGAGUAUGUUGCAACUACAGUGAGAAAUCUAAAGAUUCAUACUGAAAGUCAACACGAAGGGGUAAGAUAUCCUUGCCCUGAAUGCGAAUAUGCUGCAAUUGACAAAAGAAAAUUGAAAAGACAUACAUAAUAAACAUAAAUGAGUAAGGAAUCUUUGUUCUUUAUGUGAACAAGCUGCAUCUAGGGAUCUGAAGAAAUACUUCUAUACCAUUACAUUUAUACGUUUUUUGAUAAUUUAAAAAUUUGAAACUACU